CCAUUCUUUGCUUCGGUCACGUUAGGUUGUUGGAUGAUGCUAGUCGCAAGGUCCGUCCUAAAACGUUCCCAAAUCGCGCCGUCAAGAGCCUGCAUCCUCCGGCUUCAACCCCCAGCCCCGCGUUGCGGAGAUCCUCGCAUCGGACCAGCCAUCAAUAUCGCGACUCAUCGUCAACCUUUCUUCAACCACCCAUUUUCAUCGCGAGCUUCAUCCAAAAUGACUUUUCCUCCCAUCGACAGCACCAUCGUCUGCCCGGCUCUCAAUGUCCUUUUCCCGGGCACACCACCUGACCUCUUUGCCUCUGAACUCACCUUCUUCGCUUCUGUGCCUUGGACAGCGUCUCUUCUAUCAGCUCCAAACACAAUCCCUUUCCUUCCAUCAUGUCGCAACCCGGCAUCGCCAGCACAUGACCAGCUCUUUGGUCUCACUCUCAACAACGAACGCGGUCUCUCCCAUCUCAUCAGCUUCUUCCAUGCCCCGAGCACCGAUGUCGCCAAGGACCCCUCACACAGCAUCACCGAGACCGUCACCCUCGUGUCUCUAGGCGACGGCCUCAGCGGGUUCCCUGGAGUGACUCAUGGCGGAAUGAUUGCUUCGUUGCUUGAUGAGUCCAUGGGGACGAUAUUCGACUUGAAUAGCACAUUGAGAAAGGAAGCGAGAGCGUUCCAGACACCCAAUGUAACGGGCGGGCUGGACAUCAAGUUCUUGAAGCCAGUUCCCACAAACGGCGUGUAUUACAUCACUUCGACUGUAGACGAGACCGAUGGUAGAAAGACUAGAAUCCGGUGUGAUUUGAAGGACAAAGAUGGCGAGGUGCUGGCCAAGUGCUCAAGCAAGUGGGUGGCACUCAAGUCAAACCUAUGA
Messenger RNA from Fusarium keratoplasticum, 864 nucleotides. Its product is annotated as 4HBT domain-containing protein. Bases 34 to 864 code for a protein of 276 amino acids. The record is from RefSeq and is a predicted model, not a curated record. Lineage: Eukaryota; Fungi; Ascomycota; Sordariomycetes; Hypocreales; Nectriaceae. The transcript has a single exon.